Messenger RNA from Esox lucius (northern pike), 2927 nucleotides. It is a transcript of the gene shrprbck1r, whose product is annotated as sharpin and rbck1 related. Gene Ontology annotation, cellular component: LUBAC complex. Bases 198 to 2309 code for a protein of 703 amino acids. The transcript has 14 exons. The record is from RefSeq and is a predicted model, not a curated record. Lineage: Eukaryota; Metazoa; Chordata; Actinopteri; Esociformes; Esocidae. Gene Ontology annotation, biological process: positive regulation of canonical NF-kappaB signal transduction; proteasome-mediated ubiquitin-dependent protein catabolic process; protein linear polyubiquitination. Gene Ontology annotation, molecular function: ubiquitin-protein transferase activity; ubiquitin binding.
GAGAGUGCGCACUUGCUUCCUAGUUGGUUGUUACUCGGUUCAGUUGUUGUGAGCUUGGUAAAUGAAGCGCAUACGAUGAAAACGCUAAUUUUAUGGCAAUACAAGCUAAACUUGCUGCUGGCAAUAGUGGGGUGGUAGUAAACACACCAGGAACAGUGUCUUGACGUCUCCAAACAGCGCAUGAGGCUGUCGGUAGAAUGUCGCUGAGCUCAGGCGGGUGGACUACUCAGACCCCUCCGCCGGAACACUCCUCACCCAUACCGGGCUAUGGGGCCUCGCAAACUGGCUGCCAUACUGUCUUGAUGUCGGUACGGGUUUCCGUUUGCCAUUCUGGUAUUCGGCCGUUGUGUCUUCCAGGGGCAGGUGAUGAGUCACUCCGUCUCCAGCUCAGUAUGGACCCUGGGAAGUCCGGGGAUUUCCGCCUCACGCUUCGGGACACUAGCGGAACAACGGGUCGUAGUGUGACCAUUGCAGAGUUUGACCUGAAGUCGGUGAACUAUGAGGUGAAGUCACCGAAAUGCCACGAGCUGAGCUUGGCCACGCCCCCUCGCGACCGCAUUAGCUUCAACUUCCGCUGCGAGCGCGAGGCUCAGGAGUGGGCCACCGUGGUGAUGUCAUCCCUCAGAGAGGCGCACAGGGUGUCGGACAGGCCUCCCACCGUCGACAGACCGCCACCCCUGGGGGCCUCGGAGACGCCUGGCUCAGCCGUCCUGCCGCGCACAGAGGAGAUGUGUGCCGAGCUGACCCAGGCCAUCCAGGCCGGCGACGUCCAAGCGGCCUCCGCAUACGCCGCCUCCCUGGCACGUCAGCAAGCCGCGCUGAAAAUCCGGCCCUCGGAGAGGAGUACCGAGGGCACAGAGGUCAGCUUGGCUGUAGUGGUUGAAGAUUCUUCGUCUUCCUGUUGUGUCACUGUGAAAGCCCCUCCCCACACGACCAUCGCCAUACUGAAAAAGCAGGUGUUCCUGGAAUACGGCUUCCAUCCGCGGGUACAGCGCUGGGUGAUUGGACAGUGCCUGUGCGCCGACCAGCGCUCCCUGGCGUCCUACGGGAUCCGCAGGGACGGGGACACGGCCUUCCUGUACCUCCUCUCCGCCCGCCACGCCCGCCUCACGCGGCAGCUGCUCCAGCAGGACCAGGAGAGUGCCCUCCUCACCCCCGCUGCUCCGCCCGGAGCCCCCAGCAAUGGGCCCUCCUCCCAGGACUGGAGGGGUUACAACACGCUGCCCCUCAAGACAAGCCGCACGGGUUCUGACGGCGCAGUGGGGCCGGAGCGGCUGAACAUCAGCGAAAUCAGAGACCUCAUCAACCUGGAGAUGCCACAGCUAAGCGAGGCACUUACUCCCAAUAAAUCAGGCCCUCAGGGUUGGGCCUGCCCAUCGUGCACUUACAUAAAUAAACCCACGCGGCCCGGCUGUGAGAUCUGCAGCACCGACCGUCCAGACAGCUACACCGUCCCCGGGAGCUACAAACCGGACCCUUUGGAACUCCGCCGCAUACAGCAGGAGAAGGAGGCCGUCCGACAGUACCAGCUGGCUAGAGAAGCAGAGCGGAGGGAGAACUUCGCCCGGCUGGUGAUGUUGGAUGGGAAAGACUUGGUGCCCAACCCGGAAGCUGUGGACUGCCGGAUCUGUUACUUGGACCUGCAGCCUGGGGAGGGGGUGCUGCUCAGGGAGUGUCUCCACUGUUUCUGCAGGGAUUGCUUGCGCUCUGUAGUCCUGAUGUGCGAGGACCCAGAGGUGGCCUGCCCCUACCGUGAUGACACGUAUGCCUGCGACUGUACCCUGCAGGAGAGGGAGAUCAAAGCUCUGGUGUCGGCGGAGGAGUAUGAGCGCUGGCUGCAGAGAGGCCUGUCCGUGGCGGAGUCUCGGUGUGAGGGUAGUUACCACUGUGCCAGCCCGGACUGUGCCGGGUGGUGUGUCUACGAGGACACCGUGAACGUGUUCCGCUGCCCCGUCUGUAACAAGCACAACUGCCUGCUCUGCAAGGCGAUCCAUGAAGAGAUGGAUUGUAAGCAGUACCAGGACGAUCUGACGGCUCGCGCUGAAAAUGACUCGGCCGCCCGCAGAACCAGAGAUCUGCUCAAGACCCUGGUCCGGUCCGGCGAGGCCAUGCACUGCCCUCAGUGUGGCAUUAUUGUGCAGAAAAAGGAGGGCUGUGAUUGGUUGCGUUGCACUGUCUGUCACAGUGAGAUCUGCUGGGUCACCAGGGGACCUCGCUGGGGUCCCGGGGGUCCGGGGGACACUAGCGGAGGCUGCCGUUGCAACGUCAACAACCAGAAAUGUCACCCGAGAUGCCAGAACUGCCACUGAGGAGGACGAAGAAGAAUGUCUUUGUUCAUCAUAAUGGUAGAAGAAGAAACCAUAUGCCAAGAUUGCCCAUGCUUGUGUGUGUCACUGGAAGGUUUGAUGACCGCAUUGCACAUUUAGCUAUGCACGUUCCCUGUUCAUUUUUGCUGUCCUCACACUCAUGUCUUACUGUUCAGGGACACAUUAAACUAAGUGCCCUUAACCUGCUCUGCACUCAGUGUAAUGCUGAUCACAGCAUUCUGAGGUUCUAACCGAGUGUUUUCUGAAACAAUUGCAUUUUGCUUGCAUUGAAGCAGAACCAGCAUCCACAUCUCUUUCAAUCUGUAUUGCUUUGUGUGUCAAUGAACAGCCAUUUUGGAUGUGCAUGACUGUUCAUGUAUUACUCACGUAUGUUUUUUGCAAAGUUUUAGCACCUGAGAAUGAAAGCUUGGCUCGCACAUAUUUGAUGCAAAGCCUGAUGUUUUUUUUAUUUAUUAUUAUGACUCAAGAGCUGUUAGAAUAUAUAAUGCAAAGAGUACACUUAUCUGUUGUUUUUUGCAAAGGAAUAAGUGGAUUUGUUUGGGAGCGGAUGCUGUACCUUAGUGCCUUACCACUGUACCAAUAAAGCCACUUAAAACACAA